GUAGAAAGAGAGUUUCCCCCUCUCCAAUUGGUUAGAAACGUGCACGUGCAAGUCGAAAUCAUGCGCUGUUGUUAUCCGGCGACACUGCAGUAUGGUUUCGUAUUGCAUUCAACGAACUAUUACUAUUGUCUAAAAUAUUAUAUUUUGCGUCUUUAUAACGAAACUCACAUAGAUCCACAAAACUUCCAUUUCCAUUGAGCAUAUUCUGUCAUCUUCUGACUCGUGUUGACCUUGUUUGUUUUAGCGCAAACAUGCGUCAAUUUAUGUACGUGUUUCUUUACUCAUUUGCGCAUGUAUUGUCGGAAUCGGAUUUUUCCAAAUUUGACGGUGCACCGCCUUCAAAAAUAGCUGUUGUCGGGGCUGGGAUCGGAGGAACCGCUACAGCCCAUUUCCUGAGGCAACAUUUUGGACCGGAAGUGAGAAUCGAUGUUUUUGAAAAGAACUCAGUUGGUGGUCGUCUGGCAACUGUCUCUGUUAACAACCAGGAGUAUGAGUCCGGCGGGUCCAUCAUUCAUUCCCUCAAUUUGCACAUGCAGGACUUUGUCCAGCAACUGGGGCUGAAGUACCGUAAGAGUGUAGCUGGCAAAACGGCAGUGUUCAAUGGAGAGGAGUUUAUUCUGGAGGAAACCGACUGGUACCUGCUGGAUUUGUCUCGCUUAUGGUGGCGUUAUGGGAUCAGCUUCAUCCGUCUGCAGAUGUGGGUGGAGGAGAUCAUGGAGAAGUUCAUGAGGAUAUAUAAAUACCAGGCCCAUGGCUAUGCCUUCAGUUCAGUAGAAGAGCUGCUGCACUCUCUGGGGGGUUCGGGAUUUAUCAACAUGACCCGACGCUCUCUUUCCGAGUCUCUGUUGGAAUUGGGAGUCUCCCAGCGCUUCAUUGAUGAGAUCAUAUCCCCAAUUAUUAGGGUCAACUAUGGACAGAACAUCAGCAUCCCAGCAUUUGUGGGUGCUGUGUCUCUGGCUGGUGUACAGGCUAAUCUGUGGGCUGUAGAGGGAGGAAACAAGCUGGUUUGCUCGAGGCUGCUAAAGCUAGCAAAGGCUAACCUCAUUCAGAGUCAGGUUACAAGUAUUGAACUCCGAUGGAUGGGAGAUUACCCCCAAUAUGAGAUCACCUACAGCUCUCAAGAUAAACGAACAUCUGAAGUGUAUGACAUCAUAGUAGUAGCAACACCUCUCCAGCAAAAUGUCGAGACUGGAAUCUCCUUUCAGGGCUUUGAGCCCGAUCUCCCAGAAAUGCCAGGCUCCUAUCACCAGACUGUGGCCUCCAUCAUUCACGGAUACCUAAAUUGCACUUACUUUGGCUACCCUGACCCUAAACUGUUCCCGUUUUCUAGCAUACUUACCACAGAUGCUUCUGAACUGUUCUUCAACAGUGCCUCCAGCCUGUGUCCAGUCAAUAUAACCUCCGGCUUCCGCCGCAAGCAGCCCCAGGAGGCCGGCGUUUACAAGGUCUUUUCUCCUAAGCCACUGGAGAAGAAUGAGCUGAAGACUCUUUUUAAGUCGUAUUAUUCAGUGCAGGUUAAAGAUUGGCUGGUGUACCCUCAAUAUGGAAGCACCCAAGGGUUGCCGCCAGUGGUUCUGCAUGAUGGCAUGUACUAUCUUAAUGGCAUUGAAUGGGCUGCGAGUGCCAUGGAGAUGAGCUCUGUGGCAGCUAAGAACAUAGCGCUCUUGGCUUAUCAUCGCUGGAACAGACAAUUCGAAAUGAUUGACCAGAAAGACCUUAUGCACAAGGUCAAGACAGAACUCUGAGCUUUUCCUUAAUGUCAUGAGGACAGCGAGGUCAAAUAUAGACAAAGUUUGACACAGCAUGUUUUCUAUCCAUCCACAGUUUGACACCUCACGAAUACUGGGUACUUAUUGUUAACAUUAAUUUGUGUUUUAAUUGUCUUUCAGUUCAAUUGCUCAAGGAGGGCAGAUGUAAGAUCCUAAAAUGUGAUCCUAGGAUGUGGUGGGGGAUGUGCUUUCCAUGGCUGUCUCUGUUCAUGGAGAAGUUAUAUGGUAAAGUGAGAAAUGUGAAAGUAAUUCUCCAUUUGUUUUUCCUCGUGAACAGUUUUCAUAAUAUGGGUCUUAUGAUUUACAAUUUCAAUAAGUUUCUGAUUUGUUAGGUUUUUACAGGUACAGUAUGUGCACGAUGAUUUCACUGGAAAUGUCUGAACACUGAACAGUUAAUGUGUAAAAGUACACCCUUUAUAAUGAUUUCUCACUUCAAUAAAUAUUAGUUUAUGGUCA
Triplophysa dalaica is the source of this 2225-nucleotide messenger RNA. Its product is annotated as prenylcysteine oxidase-like. NCBI's taxonomy places the organism in Eukaryota, Metazoa, Chordata, Actinopteri, Cypriniformes, Nemacheilidae. The transcript has 6 exons. Gene Ontology annotation, molecular function: prenylcysteine oxidase activity. Gene Ontology annotation, biological process: prenylated protein catabolic process; prenylcysteine catabolic process. Bases 252 to 1745 code for a protein of 497 amino acids. The record is from RefSeq and is a predicted model, not a curated record.